AUGAUUACAAUUCUGAAUGUCAAACCUGAAGACAACACAAAUAGAGUUUUGACAUUGGAUCGAGCACCAAUUCAUCAGGUUGAUCAUGUGGUUAGUUUGCCUGCUGAAUCUCUAGUUCAGAAUGAUCAAAGCAGCACGCAGCAGCAUGGUACCAAGAGGGCACAAGCAGAUCUUGGAAAGGGGAGAAGACAGGUCAGGCUUGUACCUGAUGCUAUGAAUGCUGGGCACUCUAUUCAAGUUCAGCUUGCUUCUCAGGCUGCCAAGCGUAUGAAUGAAAACAGGGCUGUGGUAAUGAUUCAGGAAAAUAAGAAGCUUUUUGCAAAGUAUGUUUCAAGAAUAAUAAGCUAA
Messenger RNA from Beta vulgaris subsp. vulgaris (sugar beet), 348 nucleotides. RefSeq lists its product as uncharacterized. The transcript has 4 exons. The record is from RefSeq and is a predicted model, not a curated record. The coding region runs from base 1 to 348 and encodes 115 amino acids. NCBI's taxonomy places the organism in Eukaryota, Viridiplantae, Streptophyta, Magnoliopsida, Caryophyllales, Amaranthaceae.